Molecule: messenger RNA, 1461 nt
Organism: Penicillium maclennaniae
Lineage: Eukaryota; Fungi; Ascomycota; Eurotiomycetes; Eurotiales; Aspergillaceae
Product: ABC-F family ATP-binding cassette domain-containing protein
Exons: 1
Coding region: 1-1461 (486 amino acids)
Molecular function (GO): ATP binding; ATP hydrolysis activity
Source: RefSeq, a predicted model, not a curated record
AUGAACCACGCCGAUAUCAAGAAGGAGGCCCGUCGCAUCCUCCUCGGACUCGGCUUUACAGAGGACGCAUUAAACAAAAAGGUAUUAACACUCUCAGGGGGCUGGCGGAUGCGAUGUAUGCUCGCUAGCACUCUAGUCCGAAAGCCCGAUAUCAUGAUCCUCGACGAGCCCACCAACUUCCUCGACCUUUUGGGAGUAGUGUGGCUGGAGAACUACCUCAAACAACAACGUGAGACGUCCGAAACUACUGUCGUCCUUGUCUCCCAUGACAGAGAUUUCAUCAAUGCCGUUUGUGAAGAGAUCGUCAUUCUCCGUGACCAAAAAUUGAAGUAUUUUCGUGGGAAUCUCGCUGCCUACGAACAAGACUUUGAAGAGCAAAAGCUCUAUUUGGGACGCAUGAAAGAAGCCCAGGAGCGGCAAAUUGCGCAUAUGGAAGCUAGUAUUCAGCAAAAUCUGAAGAUCGGCAAGAAGACCAAUGACGACAAUAAACUGCGACAAGCAAAGUCUCGGCAGAAAAAGGUCGAUGAUCGGAUGGGUCUGCAGGUAAGUGCGAACGGAGGCCGAUUUAAAUUGAACCGGGAUCUUGUCGGUUGGCACUUGACUUGUCGAGCGGAGAUUGAAGUCCCGACGGAUGAAAGGGGUGCGUCGAUGAGUAUACCCGAUGCCACUGAGCUGCGUUUUCCGGGACCACUUGUUUCUUUGGAGGGGAUUACCUUCCAAUACAGGAAGAAUGACCGAUUAGUUCUCGACAAUAUUACUCUGGUGGUUCAUGUUGGUGACCGAAUCGGCAUCAUGGGCUUGAAUGGCUCUGGCAAGACUACGCUCAUACGUGUCCUGAAUGGACAAGUUCCGCCAUCGAAGGGCAAGGUGUCGACUCACUCGCGACUGAAAGUUGGCUACUAUGGUCAACAUUCGGUCGAAGAGCUCCAAGAGCGUGGCCGCAUGGAACCUGGUCUGACCGCCCUGGGACUGUUAAUGGCUGAAUCUGAAGGGACGCUGAAUGAAGGCGAAGUGCGAGGUCUGUUAUCAUCCUUGGGUCUGCAAGGGCGCAUCGCAUCAGAUAUUCCAGUCGGCAAGUUAUCAGGAGGACAGUUAGUUCGCUUAGCACUGGCACGCAUCGUGUGGAGCGCCCCUCAAUUGUUGAUCUUGGACGAGAUCACCACUCAUCUGGAUUUCCACACGGUGACGGCGCUCACAACGGCCCUCUCCGCCUUCAAUGGUGCCAUCAUCCUCGUCUCACACGACCGAUUCCUCGUUCGGUCAGUGAUUGAAGGAAAACGAGAUACCGAUCAUAAAUUGGAUGAAGAUUUUGAGGGGUUAGAAGAGGAGCAGGAGGAAACCAAAAAUCGUCGCCGGUCCGUGUAUGUGCUCAAGGCGGGCAAAUUGAAUGAGCAGACACAAGGGGUGGAACAGUUUGAGCAGAGCUUAGUGAAACGGGUCCAGAAGAUGCUAGUCAUGUAG